Cuscuta epithymum is the source of this 1505-nucleotide messenger RNA. The record is from the annotation of a GenBank genome assembly. Lineage: Eukaryota; Viridiplantae; Streptophyta; Magnoliopsida; Solanales; Convolvulaceae.
CUUAUAAAGCCAUUAUUAUAUACAUAAAGCAACAAACUCCUCUGCUUUAAUAAAAAUGGGGUGGAUAUCCGGCUUAGAAACGGCGGCGGCUGGUAUGGGCAACAUGGCAGCCGACCCAUUCGAAUCCUUACUGCAGGAAGGUGGACAGGGCUGCAGCUGGUACAUGCCCUCCUUCGCCGCCGGCGACCCCAACACUCUGUUCUUCAACCCCCCACUCGAGUCCUCUUCUCCCCCCAAUUCUCACCUCUUCUUCGCUUUGGGAACUCAAAACCCGUUUCUGGAUAACCAUUUUCUCACCACAGGAACCGGGAUUUCGAGCGGCGGAUUUGCCGAUUUCAACCCCCACAGCGGAUCAUCAUUGGGAUUCAACCACAGGUCGUCUAAGUUGUUGAAGCCGCUGGACAAUUCUGGGACGUCCAUGGGAGCUCAGCCGACUCUGUUCCAGAAAAGGGCUGCUGCUGCUGCUGCUCCUCUGAGGAGGAGGAGGAAUAACAUCUGCACCGGAGGCUCGGCUGAUGAUAAGAAGCCGGCGCCGGAAACGAAUGGGGAUGAAGCGAUGGAGUAUUGGAAUGCUUCAGAUGAUGAGUUGGUGCACAAGGAGAUUGAGGCUGAUGAGAAUAACCAUAAUGGCGGCGGAGGAAUGAGUACAGCGGUGACGGGCGGAGGCAAGAAGAAUAAAAAGAAGGGGCUUCCGGCCAAGAAUUUGAUGGCGGAAAGGCGACGCCGCAAGAAACUCAAUGACAGGCUUUACAUGUUGAGGUCUGUCGUCCCUAAGAUUAGCAAGAUGGACAGAGCUUCAAUCUUAGGAGAUGCAAUAGAGUACUUGAAGGAGCUUCUACAGAAAAUAAAUGACCUCCAAAAUGAACUAGAUUCCGUGCCAUCAUCGUCCAGCUCCGCAGUGGCCACAAGCUUUUACCCAGUCACACCUACUGCCACCGCCACAUCUUCCCUAACAUCGUGUCACAUCAAACAAGAGAUCUCUCAAACCCCGCUCUCUAGUCCAACUGCACAACCCACAAGAGUAGAAGUGGGGGUGAGAGAUGGGAGAAGUGUGAAUAUCCAUAUGUUGUGUAGCCGUAAACCAGCGGGUCUCUUACUCUCCACCAUGAGGGCUCUGGACCGCCUUGGCCUCGAUGUCCAACAGGCCGUUAUCAGCUGCUUCAAUGGCUUCUCCAUGGAUAUCUUCCGAGCAGAGGUAUAUAUAUGCAUCAAUACAUAGAAGGAGAUAUCAACCCAGAACAAAUCAAAGCUAUACUUCUGGAUUCUGCAGCAGCUUUGCCAUCGGGGAUGCUUUAAGCAGCUUUCCUAGCUAGUCAUAAAAGAACUGUAUUAAAUUCUCCAAUGGUUUUCAAUUUUUUAUGUGAACGUAGCUGCUAGCUUAGGGCGCAAGCAAAUACAUACAUGAUCUUGCGUGUUGAUCCAUCUCCUGGUUUAUCUUUGCUUGCUUUAGCAUUAUGCAAGCUGGUGUGGAAUUGCUUUCAAUUUCUAAGUAAGUGACAAUUAAG